Messenger RNA from Alternaria atra, 5772 nucleotides. RefSeq lists its product as uncharacterized. The record is from RefSeq and is a predicted model, not a curated record. Gene Ontology annotation, biological process: cell motility. Gene Ontology annotation, molecular function: phosphatidylinositol binding; catalytic activity. Bases 1 to 5772 code for a protein of 1923 amino acids. The transcript has a single exon. Lineage: Eukaryota; Fungi; Ascomycota; Dothideomycetes; Pleosporales; Pleosporaceae.
AUGGUUGGCUCCAACAACUCUUCGCCUAUGGCGCGCAGUCCUCGGUCCAGAUCACCGGCAGUAUCAGGAAGGACAGACGAUUCAGGUCGACUGCUCCCUCCGCUGGCAUUAGGACAAACCAGAAAUGAGACACAAGACAUACACAACCCUUCGCCCUCAGACGGUGCCCCCAAGAUCAUGCGAUCUGCCCCAACAGGUUCGCCCUUGUCCACCAAAGAAGCCGGCGAAUUCCCUUUCAAUGCGCCCACGAAUACCAACGCGGGUAGCAUCCCCCUCGAAGCCGCUGAAGUCCCUAUCCGCGCCCCCAAACCCUCCUCGCACAUGUCAAAUGGCUCGACGAGCUCAUACUACCCUCCCUUUGCGCCCAUGUCCCGACACCCCACCGAGGGCGAGCUCUCCGACGCACCACGAGAACGCAAGAGCGUGCAAUUCGCUCGCUCGGCCACUUUCACAUCCGAUCCCCCCGCAGCAAACUCGCGGCAGCAGUCAUGGGAGGUUGAAGACGGCGAAGGAAAGGGCAAGGAGCGGAGCACACAGAGCUCGUCACUCAUGGGCAAGCUGAGGGCACUGGCAGCACCAAUACAAGGACACGGCCGAAAUCUGAGCGCGUUGGCAGGAAGCUCAGGUCAAGAAGGCGGCUCACCUCACGGCCAACUGUCACCCACAUCCGAACACGACGAACUGCGGUUUGAGGGCCACGAUAGCGAGGCAGAUGCUGAUGGCGAGUCAAGCGCUGGCGAGGGCGCUUCAAGGAGACCGAGACAGAAAAGGCGGAAGAGCAGCCGGCGCUGGUUUGAUGGCGAGGGCGAAGGCACACAGACGGCCCCUACCACUCCCAAGCAGACCACUGGGGGCUUCUUCGCACGUGACUCACCCAACAUGACGCCCACCUCGACACGCCCCGGCUUCCUCCGCCGAUCGACCAUGGAUGACAUACCUGAGAACGAGCGCCAGGGCUACUCAGAGGACGAAGGCCGUUCGCGCAUCGCAAAGGAGAGCGCCUGGACACGCGGACUGCACAGUGCUAGAGGGCUUUCAUACGGAGGUCUACGGAGACACGACCCAAACGCUGAAGAAUCGGAAGGACAACAGAGCCGACCUACAGGCAACUUGCGAAGUUUGACAACCUUCAGGGGUGCUGCUGGCGAGACACAACCCUCACCAUGGCGCAUGCGUAGUGAGCGAACGUCAAGUUUGAGUGCGCAGAAGUGGAAAUCCAUCAAGAACAGCCUCAAGCUUUUGGGCAACCGUCAAAAGGCAGAACGCCAAAUCGACCACGCAAAGUCAGCCGAACUCAUGGCUGAGUUGCUUGCAGGCGCACCUGCAGCCUUGUUUUUUGCCAGUAUGUUCCAGCGCGACGAGCAUGGCCAUAGAAGGAUACCAGUUCUUCUUGAGCAGCUCAAGGUCACCAUCACAGACACGGACCGCCCCGCCAAGAAGGAGGGCGAUCGUCACACUGCCUUGCGCAUAGAGCUGGAGUACGGUAGUGGUCUGACUAGGAUGAAGUGGGUUGUUUACCGAAGUGUCGCGGAUUUUGCGAACCUGCAUCUGAAGUUUAAAGUCCAGGAAAAGCAAGACGCUUUCCGUAGUCGUCCGGCUAACCGUAUGCGAGAAAUCAAGGACAAGGCCACCAAAGACGGCGAGAACGAAAAGGAGGAAGAAAAGGAAGAUCCGCGGACGAGGCUUCCGCGCUUCCCCAGGAGUGUAUUGCCCUACCUUCGAGGACUUCGCGGCUAUGGCAUCUUGGACGAUGAAGGCGAGGAAGAGGAGGAAGAGGUUGCAGUUGGCGGAGGAGCCAGCGGACCGGAAGGCGAUGCAAGCGCUACCGAACGGCCGACUAGACCCAAGCGAGGAAAAUCAUCAUUCCUAGGACGAAGGCAGUCCAGUGUAAGUGGUAGUCAGGCCCAGGGCGCUGUUGGUGCACUCGUAGCGAGACAGGGCAGUUUUGCAGGGGCCGCCGGUCAGCCUCUACAAGCGAAACAGACUCAUCAUGACCGACAAAGGAAGAAGUUGGAACAAUACCUGCGAGGUCUCAUGACUUAUCUCAUCUUCCGCCCUGACAGCAACCGCCUGUGCAAGUUCCUCGAGCUAUCUGCUCUUGGUGUCCGCUUAGCGGCCGAGGGUGGCUAUCAUGGCAAGGAAGGUUAUAUGAUGAUCAAGUCUUCGAAAGGUGUCGACAACAGGAAGGGCUGGACCAAACUAGCCAUGAUGAACCGUCACUGGCCAAAGUGGUUCCUAGUAAGGCAUAGCUACGUCGUCUGCGUUGAUUCCCCCGAAGAAAUGAACGUCUAUGAUGUCUUCCUGGUCGAUGCCGACUUCCAUCUCGACACCAAAUCUGCCAGGAUACGAGACAAGAAAGCCAGAGAUCUUGCAAGCGAAGCGAAGGCGUCGGCAACAGGUCACCACCAGCUCAAGCUCGUCAACGCUGAACGCAAGAUGAAGCUGCUUGCUAGGAACGAGAGGAUGUUGCAUCAGUUCGAAGAGUCGAUCAAUUUCAUGUCACAAAAUACAUUGUGGUCUCAACGCCAGCGGUUCGACAGUUUCGCUCCCGUGCGCAAGAAGAUCUACGCACAGUGGCUUGUGGAUGGUCGUGACUACAUGUGGAAUGUAUCUCGAGCUAUUAGUAUGGCACGAGAUGUCAUCUACAUUCACGAUUGGUGGCUCAGCCCUGAGCUGUAUCUGCGUCGUCCAGCUGCUAUCAGUCAGAAGUGGAGACUUGACAGAUUACUCCAACGCAAAGCACAAGAAGGUGUCAAAAUCUUUGUGAUUAUGUAUCGCAACAUCGGCGCUGCUAUUCCUAUUGACUCCGAGUACUCCAAGUUUUCUCUGCUUGAUCUCCACCCGAACAUCUUUGUUCAGCGAUCGCCAAACCAAAUUCGCCAAAAUACCUUUUUCUGGUCUCACCACGAGAAGAUUUGCGUCAUUGAUCAUACUGUAGCUUUCUGCGGAGGUGUCGACUUGUGUUUCGGUCGCUGGGAUACACCGCAACACGUUGUGGUUGACGACAAGCCUACAGGCUUUGAACUCGAUGACACACCCAAGGACGCCGACCACUGUCAGCUAUGGCCAGGUAAAGACUACUCCAAUCCUCGUGUGCAAGACUUCUUCGCUCUCGACAAACCCUACGAGGAGAUGUACGACCGCUCGAAAGUUCCUAGGAUGCCAUGGCACGAUGUCGGUAUGCAGAUUGUGGGUCAACCUGCUCGCGACCUGACCCGUCAUUUUGUACAGCGAUGGAACUACCUGUUGCGUCAGCGCAAGCCUUCGCGACCUACACCCUUCCUUCUUCCCCCACCCGACUUCAACCCAGCCGACAUCGAAGCUCUUGGGCUCGACGGAACUUGUGAAGUGCAAAUCCUACGUUCUGCUUGCGCAUGGUCACUGGGCACGCCCAACAAGGUUGAACACAGUAUCAUGAAUGCGUACGUGCAAAUGAUUGCCACCUCUGAACAUUUUGUCUACAUCGAGAACCAGUUCUACAUCAGCAGCGGCGAAGUGCUGGGAACCAAAAUCGAGAACAAGAUCAACGAUGCCAUUGUCGACCGCAUCAAGCGCGCCCAUGCCAAUGACGAAGACUGGAGAGCAUGCAUCAUGCUCCCGCUCAUGCCUGGAUAUCAGAACACUGUCGAUGAACAAGACGGUAGCAGUGUCCGCCUCAUCAUGACAUGUCAAUAUCACAGUAUCUGCCGUGGCGAAGGCUCUAUCUUUGGACGCUUGCGAGCUGCCGGCAUUGAACCCGAAGACUACAUCAACUUCUACGCACUUCGAUCAUGGGGCGAAAUUGGUCCGAACAAGAUGUUGGUCACCGAGCAAUUGUACAUCCACGCGAAGAUCAUGGUAGUCGAUGACCGAGUUGCGAUUAUCGGUUCCGCAAACAUCAAUGAGCGUUCUAUGCUCGGAUCUCGAGACUCUGAGAUUGCCGCUGUGAUUCGCGAUACUGAACUACUUGAUUCGUACAUGGGGGGUCAGCCAUACAAGGUCGGCAAGUUCCCACAUACAUUGCGUAUGCGCCUCAUGCGAGAGCACCUUGGUGUUGACGUUGACUGCAUCUCCGAGGAGGAGAUGCUCAGCCAGAUGUCCGAUACUGAUAGUGUCGGUUUCCAGACUGAGUCUUCUGGACCUGGAUCACCAACAGCUCACCGCGCGACUGAACAGAAGCUGGAAGAGAAUAGGGUUAAGAUGCAGGAUGAGCUUAUUAUGAAGGCGGAGAAGUUGCACAGCUUCAACCAUGAUUUCGACUGGGCGCAGGACCACAACCCUCAUUUACAGAGCAACAAGAAGCCAUCAGCGGAUUCUCGCGUCCAACACAACUCUGCACAUACCAAGGAUGUUCGUGGCGAGGGCGCUGAUCACAUGCUCGAAGCUGUGGAGACACGGCCAGUGUCAACUCUCGCCAGGGACUCUUACAUAGACGAACAUGGUCAUGAAAAGCUCGUCACAGACAUUGCUGCAGAAGGCGCUGCGGCUACACCAAGGAAGAGUGCAACGAUCAAGACGCGAAAGCGUAGUGGCACUACUGGUACCCGGGCAAGCGCUGUGAGCGCACAAACCGACGGAACUGGUUAUGCUGGCCUCCCACCUCCCAAGCUACCCCGUAUGGACACCUUGAAGCUAGGAUUGACACAGCUCAGCCAACUACCUGCCUUGCCGCUUCUCGACGAUACAGAUAUUGGCGGUCCACCUGCACUACAACGAACCGUCAGCCAGGGCUCUUCGUCGGUCAUCAACCCUCUUCUUUCCGAGAUGCGACGACCUAUCGUCACCGAAGACUGUAUGCGCGAUCCCAUCAACGACACUUUCUUCCUCGAUACUUGGCACCAAAUUGCAGAGAACAACACGAAGCUUUUCCGCCAAGUCUUCCGCUGUAUGCCUGAUAACGAAGUCCGAACAUGGAAAGAGUACCAGGAGUACGCUGCCUUCUCAGAACGUUUCACCAAAUCUCAAGGUGGAGACAAGAGUCAGAUGCACAAGCAACAGGAGGCGCCAGGUACGACUGGACCGCCCGGUACCGGUCUUACGAGCAAGUUCACCUCGGGUGCUGGUGCUGUUGGAAAGCAAGUCGGAGCCCUAGGCGAAAAGCUCACCGAAAAGAUGACAAACAACUCCGACCGAACCAACGGCGAGAAUAUCCGCGGAACAACCCACCACUCCAGCAUGGGCGGCGUAGAACAAUGGGCCGACGAUCAAGAACAACGCGUACAAUCCCAAAGCCCACCUCCUUCCGCCACCCGUGGUCUCCACGUUGACACAGCAUCUGGCUCAACCCUAAACGAGAAACUAGCUCCCGAACCCGCCGACGACGCCGUAGUCUCCCCCAUGAACCCCGCUCCACCAGAGAAGACGUUCACCUUCCCUGCUGCACCCCCGAUCCCCAACGAUCACACCUCGCACACAGACUUUGCCCAAAACCAAAACGGACCGCCGCCAACAUCCCACUCCAACCGCGACCGCUCCCAACGCGUCACCAUCUCUGAACCCCCGAUCCACCCUAACAUGCUCCCUUCGUACCAAAACCAACAGAAUAGCAACAAUACGCCCAACCGCUCAAACACCAAACGCUCCCGUCGUCGUGCGACGACGAAAUCAUCAAAUAGACAGUUUCACGCGACGGAUGCGGAUAUCAUGCUGGAUAAGGAGGACGCGAAACACUUGCUCGAGUUGGUCCAGGGGCACAUUGUGCUUUGGCCUUACGAUUGGUUGGAGAGUGAGGAGAGGGGUGGGGGUUGGCUGUAUAAUGUUGAUCAGAUUGCGCCGCUGGAGAUUUAUAAUUAA